UCCAACUCGCCCCGAAUACAUGCUCACUGUCUGACGCCGUGACCUAACCAAACGUAACCCUAAGGGUCCUCGUUAAAUACAUCGCUUUAACUCAAACCGGGAACGAUAGAAAACGUGUGACUACGUCGCUAAUGUAAAUGGCUAGCACAUUAAUAAUAGUACGAUAUUUUUGCGCGCGUCUCUCACUGGACGUUUUCACGUCAGGUGGUGCUUUCCAAGUCAUGAAGAGGUGAAUCCCCCAGUCUACAGUUUUGGGAGCUACUUAAGCACCGGCGUUCAGGCGAUUAACCGAGUCAGCGUGGGCUCUCUGUGGCGUUUUGAGUGUCAGUAACUAAACUGACAUCUUCUUAUCAUGCCUGGCCAGAAAUGAAUCCUGAUUCAGCGCUCGGCUCACACAGAAUCGCGCGCAGAGAGAACUUUGCUUUGGAACUCCUGUGCGGUGGAAACGGAACGCGCAACGGCAGCGCGCGAAGGAUCAACAACUUUCCUCAGAAGCAACGCUAACGUCCUUCCUAUGUCGCUUCAAAUCCUUCCAUGUCACCAGUUAUUGUUGCUUUAAUUGGACGAGAAUGUUUCAGAGACCGUGUCUGCUCAUACUCGAGGAAAACAUCGUUGGUAAGCCUUGAGAAGCGGAUAUUAAAUGACUUUUAUGCGCCUCAGACUCGCGUCCUCGUCAGGUGGACUGUGAAGAGACAGAAGAGGAAUGUUUAUCCGAAAUUUAUCGCCGUUUAGUUUGGGUUUUUUGCCGUUUUUGAUAAGUCACUGUUUUCUCUCACUGUUUCUUCCGUUAUUUCAGUUUGCGAGAGGGGAGCUCCAGAAAUCAUGCUCCCGAACCACAGUGGCACCGCUGGAAGCGAGCUGCCAGUUGCCAUGCCAGUGUAGGCCCUACCCACCAUUACCCCCUCCACCCCCUCCUCCACCACCCCCAAGGCUUCUGGCUCCAACUGUGGCUCCCUCCACGGUAUCCCCCAUAACACCAUGGAGGAAAGAGAUGGAGAUCUUAGUACUGGGGACAGUAAGCUGUGCAUCUGUGGUCUUCCUCCUCCUGACUGCCAUCAUUUGCUACAAGGCCAUCAAGAGGAAACCCCUUCGAAAAGAAGAGAACGGCACAAGCCGAGGGGAGUAUGCCAUGAGCUCACGCUGUAAACAGCAGGUAGUGGAAACCAAUAACACUGGAGUAUAGUGGCCAUGCUACAGCUGAACACUCUGUACCCUACAGCACCACCAUCUCUGUUUGGGUUUAUGAGAUGGACGCAAGGUAUAUUAUGAAUUUAGGAAUGGUAAACCUCAUGGCUGCCCUUCUUGGGACAUAAAAUGGUUUAAAGAAAAGACAAAAGUGAAUAUGUAAUGACUGAUGUGUACAGGCAAGUAUAAGCAGGUUUUUGAGGAGACAUGGAAAUUCUUAGCGAUGUUGGCAGCUGCACGAGUAUCACAAGACUCAACCUGGCGGCCCCCCGGGGCCCCUUUGAGGACAGUAUACAACACCAACAAUUAAAUAAACGCAUGCACUUUCUGUCGAAUGCAAUGAUGUUUUAAAAUUCCUGUCUUCUCUUGUCUUUAUCUCUGUCUUUGCAGUGUUUCUCAUUUAACAUUAAGGGUCCUCUCACCUCAUGUAGAUUGUGUGAGUGUUUAAUGGUUAAAUGACUGCAUUGGCCCCAUUGUUUUGAUACAAUCAACAAAAGGGAUCGGAUGAUCCUGUAUUUUGUGCAGCAAAAUAUACAAUGGAGAAUAACAAGGGUUUUCCUUAAUCACCCAGAAAUUUAUUGCGGUUUGUGUUACUAUGCAAUUGGAAAGGAUUGAGUUCUUGAGGUGCAUGUUUAGAAUACAAAAAAUACAAGGCUAGAGUUAGCAUUGCUGAUAAUUAGCAGCUUGUAGUUUGAUCGUAAUAUACAUUUGCAUUCAAAUUUGUCUGAUGGUGUAGCCCACAUGUGAAAGAUAUCGAAUUAUAAAUACAGUAAAAAACAACAACAGGCAUGAUGGACUAGUUUUAGGAAAGGAUUGAUGAAUAAUUUCAUGUUUUGGCUGAUAAAUAGCUGAUAUUAAAAUCUGUUCUAUUUUGUCAAAAAAUUAAAUGCACCACAAACUGCAAUGUCUGUAUGCAUAGACAACAGUAUGUACAGUAUGAAAUAUGGAUAACUCUUUAUUUUGAGAUGAAUAAUUGAUUGAUUAGUUGAGAUUUUAAAAAUCAUAACAGAGUAUAGGAAAAGCACCCUUUAGGUAUAGGAAAGCACCCUUUAGGAAACAGUGCUAUUAAAGGGUAAAUCAUUGCCAUGAUGUUUUUAAGUUGGUUGUAGACAAAAGACAUGACAAAACAAAGUGUUCACAAUUGAAUAUCCAUUAUCUGCCAAUAAAUAUCCAAUAUGUACACACAUGCUUAUUAAAAACUGACUCAUGUUCUCUUAUAAGAGAUAUGGUCCUGAUAUAUGGUGCAUCAUUCUUUGACUAGUUUGGCUUUCUGUGUAACAUUAAUAUGUACACAAUAUGAUGGAUGUGCAAUAUCGGUUUACCCUUUCACAAUUAGUCAUGAUGUGUUCAUGAAAGUGAUCCAUAAUAUUGCAAUUCAUAAUAUAUAUAUAUAAAAAAAAACAAUGGGAAAUAUAUAGAUUUUACAUUAGUCAGUCAUUACAUCAAAUCAGUAUGGUUAAUACAGUAAAACAGAAAACAGUUAUUUGGUUAUUGAUUCACAUCAGCAUUUGUUGUUCAUCUCUUUGAAAUCAUUCUAGAUUCACAUCAAAUCUCUUCUUGACCUUUUUUGGCAACUCAUAAAAACUAGGAUGUUACAAGCUUUUACAAAGAUGGUUAAAGCUAUUUUUAAACUCAUUAAUACUGUGAUUUAAAAAUGUAUCAAGGUGAUUCAUCAAACAAGCUAAACUCUACAUUUAGCUUGUAUCACUUUAGAUCCUCUCUAUUGUUUCAUUUAUUUUCAUUGGAACUGUAUAUUGAACGUGUCUAGAUCCCCCCCCCCCCCCCCCCCACCUCUUUUUUAUAAACAGGAGCUUGUUGUAGAAAACAGUGAGGCACUGCUCAUGCAUAGUAACACUGAACUAUGAAUCAUACUGAGCAAUGAUGUUUACAUAACAUAAAAGCUUGUGUGAACAAAUAUCCCUCUUCAUAUUCUGUAAAACAUCCUCACAAACUACUGUACAGUCAUUCACUCGUUCAACAAGAUACAUGUGUAUUAUACUGUACAUAAUAUACUGUAUAAGGUACUCAGAAGUGUAUUGCAUGAAUGUACAUAUCAAUAUUUGCCUUCUUGACAGUCUAUUGUGUGUACAGAGUAAGAGAAAAUGUUUAUAGGGAUAAGUAUAAGUCGAUGUGUCGUCAGAACAGAUAAGUGUUAUAGUUUGUCUGGAACAAGCCAUUAAUGUAUAUUUGAGUAAUCAGAGGUUGUUGCACAAUGUAUGCAUCACAUACCAAAAUGUAAAACUACUAUAUAUUGUGCAUUGAACUAAUUUAAUUGCAACUUGCUGACUUUUUUAGUUUUAAAUAAAAUUGUACUACUGAAUCAUA
Carassius gibelio (silver crucian carp) is the source of this 3510-nucleotide messenger RNA. RefSeq names its product proline rich membrane anchor 1 (gene prima1). Bases 704 to 1183 code for a protein of 159 amino acids. The transcript is spliced from 4 exons. The record is from RefSeq and is a predicted model, not a curated record. NCBI's taxonomy places the organism in Eukaryota, Metazoa, Chordata, Actinopteri, Cypriniformes, Cyprinidae.